ACUCUUUAGUCCGCUAUCUUCGCUCAGCUGGUAUCGAGUAUCUACCACGGCUUGCCUAGGGAAAUAUUACCGGUCAGCCAUUACGUGUUUCAGAAGAUCACAACCCAAUUGAAACCAUUUACCUAGUUGCUGUUUUAUUUUAAUCAGUUCAUGAUUUUGACGAUUAAUAAACACCUUAGAAUAUAAUAUAGAACAGAAGGUACACAUUUUCAAGCGUAAAAUACUUCGCCUAAAAUCAAGACUAAAUAUGUCUGAUCAAACACACUGUGUAGACUUUGUUAAAAUAGCGGAGGUUGACAGAAAGAAACGAAACAUUCCAGGUACAGUCAAGCUGAAUAACCUAAAAAUGAAAAUCUCAAAAGUCGAUUGGCUUAACGUAAAGGAAAAACAGAACACAACAAAUAAACCUCCAGGGCUGUAUCUGAAGCUACAAACAGUCGCGUGGGCAGGGGCCAUAGAGACCUUCAAACUACCACUAACUAACUUACCUGGUGAAGUAAUCACAUCAUUGGGAGGAGAAACCAUCUCAGUAAAAAACAACAACAAACCUGAAUUGUUUGUUCCUGUAGAGAAGAAAAGCUCUGCUAAAUGCUUUUCUGGUGAUUUCAGCUUCGAGCCUGCGGUGAGUGGGUGUGUACUAGUGGUAGACGAGUCGUCAGUUGAACAACAGGAACUUGCUCAAAUUGUCAGUGAUUUGAGCGGAGACCCUAGUGUCAAGGACCUGACUGUCAACAGGGCUGAUGGUGGGCUGCCUUUGUCAGUGACAUGGAAAAUAUCAGGACAGUUCGAGUUUUAUGCUAGCUGAUUGUGUUCCAAAAUAGUGACAUUAGUUGUAAAUAUUUCGUGAUAACUUCACAAAUACAUUUAUUAGCGAAUUUGUAUCGUGAUGCAAUUAUUGAGAAUUUUAAAAUGUUUACAAAAAUCGAGAUACUUUUGUAUAAUACAAGUGAAUAACCAUUUAGUAUAUAUUAGGCAUUAUUUGUUAAAUGUCAUUAACAUUCACAAAAGACGCAGUUACUUCAUUAAUUAAAUGCUACCACAGAUUCUAUUUUUUAUAUCACGAAAACAUUGAUACACUGGUUUUAAUUAUGAGGAAAAUUGACUUAAGAUGCUUACAUCACAGUAUAUUUAAACGUUUGUAAAAACAUAUUUGAGAGCGAUGACUGAUCAAGUGUUGUAGAAAAUUGAUUUAGUAGCACUGAUUAAAUUUUUUGUUAAAUUGCCAAUCUAGUUACUGUUAGGUUUGUAUGUUUAGCUUUGUCCCCAUUAUUUUUAAUUAUAUUGACAUGAUUAACUAAGCUAUUUUUUAUUUAAUUACAUAAUUAGUUAUCUAAAAAAAGUAAUAA
Molecule: messenger RNA, 1346 nt
Organism: Physella acuta
Lineage: Eukaryota; Metazoa; Mollusca; Gastropoda; Physidae
Source: RefSeq, a predicted model, not a curated record